Messenger RNA from Suncus etruscus (white-toothed pygmy shrew), 918 nucleotides. RefSeq names its product protein CCSMST1. The coding region runs from base 19 to 438 and encodes 139 amino acids. The record is from RefSeq and is a predicted model, not a curated record. The transcript is spliced from 2 exons. NCBI's taxonomy places the organism in Eukaryota, Metazoa, Chordata, Mammalia, Eulipotyphla, Soricidae.
GGACUCGGUCGGUUCAGGAUGACCCGGGCGUUGUGUGCACCUGCGGCCGGGGCUGUCCGGGCGCUGGUGCGCGCGCGCUGGGCUGCCCGCAACCUGCACCACCCGCGGCCCGCGAGCCGGGCUCGAGCUGGUGGGGCCCGGGCUUCGGUGGCCGGCGAGGAAGAGGACGACCCCGACCACGAUCGCCCCAUCCAGUUUUCCUCCAGCAGAGCCUCGCCGUCGCGCUGGACGGUGGAGCACUCCCUGGGGAGGGAGCAGCAGCGGCCCUGGUGGAGGGUGCUGCCUUUCAGCCUGGCCCUCCUGCUUCUCAUCGGUUGGUGCUUCGUCCGCGAGGAGACCAGCACCGACAGCUGGCUGCGUCGGAUACUGGAAGAGGAAGAGCCGGAGCCCCGGGGCUCUGCAGGGAGCCCUGCAGCGGCCCCCGGGGCAAGAACUUAACCAACCUGCCCUCGGGGCCAGCACCUGGGAGUGGGUGGACACGCCUUCUGGUUACCAGGUUGCAAACCGGGAGGCAGAAUCGCGGGUAAAGGGGCUGUGCCCGACGCUGCAGCGAUGCCGAGUCCAUUCAAAACACUUCGGCCCUGUAGAAGACGGUGAUUGCAGGUCGUACUGUUGCAAUUGGAAUGUCUCUCCAUUCCAUGCUUCCAAAAAAAAAACCAAACAAACAAUUCUAGGGACAUAUAAUUGAUCCCUGAAUGGCACCCGCGGGCGCCACCUCAUUUUUGUUGGGGAGGGGAUGGCACAUGAGAGAGUUAAACUGUUGUAUGGUGUCUUUGGCUUGUACACGUGGAUGUUAAUUUUACCAAAUAACAGACUGGAAACAUUUUAGGUGCAGAAGAUGUGGCUCGGGGUAGAGCACUUGCUUUGCAUGUGUGAGGCCCUAGGUUUGAUUCCUGGCACCAAAAUAAAGAAACUUUU